Glarea lozoyensis ATCC 20868 is the source of this 1776-nucleotide messenger RNA. RefSeq lists its product as uncharacterized. The record is from RefSeq and is a predicted model, not a curated record. Gene Ontology annotation, biological process: tRNA methylation. Bases 1 to 1776 code for a protein of 591 amino acids. Lineage: Eukaryota; Fungi; Ascomycota; Leotiomycetes; Helotiales; Helotiaceae. The transcript is spliced from 2 exons. Gene Ontology annotation, cellular component: tRNA (m1A) methyltransferase complex; nucleus.
AUGCAUAUCCACACGCUGGUCCAGCCGAAUUCAUGGAUAGCUCUGAGACUUCCAUCAGAUACUCUCAAAGUCCUCCAAAUUGUGCCAAAUACUGCCAUAUCGAUAGGCAAAUACGGAACUUUCUCAAGCAACAGUCUUCUAGAGCGACCUUACAAUCUCACAUACGAAUUGCUUGAUCUACAAGCAGGCCAAAAGGGCUCAACACUUCGCGUUGUUCCUGCUUCAGAACUCCACGCCGACACAAUCGCAGAGGAGGAUGCCGCCGCGAAUCCAAAGAACGAAGAUGACAAGCUUAUAAUUGGUGGCGAUGGGGUCGAGUACGAGCUGGUGGGAGAGAAUGGAGAAGUCAUAAUGCGAUCGAACCGCGAGACGAUAGACGAUGGCGCAAGGCAAACGCUGACUAUGGAAGAGAUCGAGGUAUUGAAACGAGAAGGAACUGGAGCUGGAAAGGACUUGAUCGCGAAGCUGAUGCUCAGUCAUACCGCGCUGGAUCAAAAAACUUCAUUCUCACUGGCCAAAUAUAAGCUGUUAAAGACCAAGAAGUAUCUAAGGCGAUUUACAGUAUUACCUCUGGAUGUUGCUCUCCUGACGGAAUGGUAUCUGAACGAGAAAGAUGGUGGGAAAAUACUCGAAAUGAGAAGUGAGCUGCUAGGCUUGGCUGGUUGUUGGGCAAAUGUUCACUUCUCUGAAUCACUACCUGAUGUCGAGGGUGGAAAAUGGCUGGUGGUUGAUGAAACUGGCGGUCUGCUGGUAGCAGCUAUGGCGGAGAGAAUGGGUAUCCUUCACCCUUCUGAAGAACAAUUGCAAAGUGUUGGUAAAAGUUCACAUCAUAGAGAGGAGCCAGCACCCGCAACAUCAAACACCAUCACUAUGAUACACAAUAACGCGCAGCCAAACUUAAGUUUACUGAAAUACUUUCUCUACGACCCAGCAACUUCGACACCACCCUGUCCAGAUCAUCCACUUACUACACAUCUUCAUUCCCUCUCUUGGCUACAACUCAUCUCGCCAACAGAAGACACAACCUAUUCCACAGCUGUCGAACAGUUAUUGCCUGCCGACCUCGAAGCUCUAAAGCCAGGCAAACGUGGGACAUAUUACCGGAAAUUGCGUCGGUGGAACCGAACCAAAUCAAUAGUAGACUCUACUCGGAACGGUGGUUUCUCUGGGCUGGCGAUAGCAUCCUCAAUGGAUCCCACUUCAAUACUUAAGCACGCUAUUCCCCUCCUACGCGGAGGCGCCAACAUCGCCAUUUACUCUCCAACGAUUGAACCUCUUGUCCUGUUGUCAGACAACUAUUCCACCUCUCGACGUACAGCCUUCAUCACUUCCCCGCCUCCCUCAUUCGCAUCACUCACCACAGAAGAAGACCGGGAUAACUGGCAAGGAGACGAGGACUUCCCGCUCAAUCCGACCCUGGUGCUAAACGCAAGUGUACAAAGCGCGAGAGUGAAGAGGUGGCAGGUCUUACCCGGUCGAACACAUCCAAUUAUGACUGGAAAGGGAGGAGCAGAAGGAUAUCUGUUCACAGCUAUAAGAGUGAUCCCGGCUCGUGGGAAAAUCGAAGCUCGAGGGAAGUUUGGGAAGAAGAGGAAGGUUGAUGAUAAUGUUGCUACGCCAGAUGAGACACAAUCAAGUGUCAAGAAGGAAAAGUUGGAUGAUGGAGUUGUAGCGCAGAAUAUUGAUGAGCUUGCGCAAGAAAUUAAUGGAGGUACAGAAACUACGCCUAAAACCAAGACAGAAGGCGAUAUAGAGAUGGCCUCACCGUCUCCCUAA